Striga asiatica is the source of this 759-nucleotide messenger RNA. The record is from the annotation of a GenBank genome assembly. NCBI's taxonomy places the organism in Eukaryota, Viridiplantae, Streptophyta, Magnoliopsida, Lamiales, Orobanchaceae.
CCAUUUAUUUUCCACACAUUUUCACCCCCACAAUUUUCUCUCUCCCAAACGCCCCACCCCGGGAAAUAUCCCCCAGGUUUUGACCCUCCCCCAAAAGUCAACCGUCCACGUCCCACCGGGCAGGUUAGCACUCGUCCUAGUUCAACGCAUCCCACAUCGACCCGCACCGCCGUCUUGCAAAUCCGACCCGCUUCUCCUCCAGGUCGUACACCACCUCGAACCCCUGCUGCUGGUAGUUCCCCAGCAGCCCCGCCGGCCCUUCGCCCCUCUCCGCCUCGUCCCCACCGUCCAUCACCAUCAAGCAACCCACCUCUCGCCGCGCGUCCACGUCGGAAAACUCGUACAAGAAAUUUCGUCUCGGCAAAGCCACGCUCGAAUUCCCCGCGAAAUGCAGCACUAGCCUUGGAACGCCGCCCAGUGGCCUCUCCCCGGCCCGCCCAUAGAAACACGGCUGGAGACCUGUCCGCUCCUCCACCUCCGCCGCUCGCUGGCGGUCCGCCCCGACGCCGGCGACGAACUCCUCGACCACUGUCCGUCUACAACCAUCCCUCCGUCGCCCUUCCGGUCGACUCUCCGGAGGCUCGCCGGCGACGGAAUCCUUCUUUUUCCGACGGUCACCGCGUCCAGCCCCACGCAGUAGAAAUAGGCGUGCUUGGGGUUGUCGAGCAUCGGCGUGAACGCGUAGCCGCCGACGAAUUCGCCGGCCAAUUUCUUCUUCAGCUUCUCGUCCUCUGCAGCCGGCCGACGGCCGAGGAUUAG